CCCCUUUUUAGUUGGAUUCAAUGGUAUGGUAGAACGUGUCUCUCGCGAAUUCUUCUAAAACUGAGAAGAAAUUGCUAACAAAGCAAACCAAGUCAACCUUAGUCAAGGCAACGCCACAAUUAACAAGGAAAUAUCCACAGAAGUUACUCUUCACUCUCAAGUCUUCCUCCAAUCUAGUUUUUCCUGGUUCAAUCCUUCUAGCUCAAGAGGAGAAAAUGGUUACAGAAGCUGUGGUAUUGGCCGUGGGAGGGGCAUUUCUCUCGUCCACUCUGAAUGUACUGUUUGACAGAUUGGCUACUGUGCAGGCCCUCAAGCCGAUGAUCAGCCUCUUCCGGGGUACGAAGUUGAGAGACGAUCUCUUGCAGAAAAUGGAGAUAUUACUGCUAACGGUGGAGAAAGUUUUUGGUGAUGCCGAGGAGAAGCAAAUUCUGAACCCUUCUGUGAAAAAGUGGGUGGACAAGCUUAAAGACGCUGCCUACGAUGCUGAGGAUCUACUGGAUGCGAUGGCAAUUGAAGAUCAGGUUCAGGAGGAGCAGGUAAAAGACUUUAAUACUCGCCUUGACAAAAUUGUUCUAAAACUGCAACUAAUUGCUGAGGAAAAAGACAUCCUUAAUUUGAAAGAAGACCAAGGAGGGAAAUCAAUCCCAAGAUUACCCACAACUUCCCUGGUCGAUGAAUCUGAAGUAUGCCUCAGAAACAAUGAUAAAAAGCAUAUUCUUGAUAUUUUGUUGUCUGAUGGAUUGAAUGGGCAGAAGAUACCUGUGAUUACAAUUGUAGGAAUGGGUGGGAUCGGAAAGACCACCCUUGCUCAGUUUUUGUACAAUGAUGACAGGGUGAAGAACUAUUUUAACUUGAGAGCAUGGGUGUAUGUCUCGGAAGAAUUUGAUGUUUUCAAGGUCACGAAAACAAUUUAUGAGUCUGCCACAUUGUCGAGUUCUGAUAUUAAUGACUUAAACGUGCUUCAAGUUACAUUGGAGAGGACAUUGAUGGGCAGAAAAUUUCUACUUGUCUUGGACAAUGUUUGGAAUGAGAGUUAUAGAGCAUGGGAUCUACUGCUUAGACCCUUACAAGUUGGUGUCCCUGGAAGUAAGAUCAUUGUAACUACACGUAGCCAAACUGUUUCAUCCACGAUGCGUAAUGCGCUUGUUCAUGAUUUGAAGAGGUUAUCUAAAGGAGAUUGCUGGGCAUUAUUUUCAAAGCAUGCAUUUGGAAAUAAAAACCCGAAUGAAGAUUCUACCCUGAAAGGCAUUGGUGAGAAAAUUGUGGAAAAAUGCAGAGGCUUGCCUUUGGCUAUUAAAACACUCGGGAGUCUGCUGCAUUCACAAGUAGAAGCUCAGGAGUGGGACAAUGUACUGAAUAGUAGAAUAUGGGAUCUACCUGCUCACAAGAGUGACAUUUUACCUGCCUUAAGAUUGAGUUAUCACUAUCUUCCUUCUCAUCUAAAGCGCUGCUUUGCAUAUUGUUCCCUAUUUCCUAAGGGCCACAAAUUUGAGAGAAGGGAUUUGGUUCGAAUGUGGAUAGCUGAAGGCCUAGUGCAGCAGCCAAACAGUAGAAGAAGAACGGAGGAAGUAGGCGAGCAGUACUUUCAUGAACUGUUAUCUAGGUCAAUUUUUCAACAAAGUCAUGAUGAAUCACGUUUCAUAAUGCAUGACCUUGUCAACGAUCUAGCUCAAUAUACAGCAGGAGAAUUUUGCUUCAGGUUUGAGAAUGGUAGCCCUCCCCAAAACCCUGCAAGGGUUCGCCAUUUGUCAUGCAUAUUGAAGCCAAGUGACAAGCCUUAUAAAUUUGAGGCCUUCUAUGGAAAAAAUAAGUUUUUGCGGACCUUCCUUCCGCUCAGAUCACCAGGUGAUGGGAAGACUCCUUUCGAUUCUGGAGUCUUCAACAAAUUGUUUCCAGCGCCCAGUUGCCUACGGGUAUUGUCAUUGUCAUCUUACAAUAUCACUAAGUUCCCUGAUUCAGUUUGCAACGUAAAACAGCUACGCUACUUGGACCUUUCUGGCGCUGCUCUUCGAUGUUUGCCUGAAAGAGUAGGCUGUUUGCAUAACUUGGAGACACUGAAGUUGUCAGGUUGUCAUCGUCUCACUCUGUUGCCAGCAAACCUGUGGAAUCUUACCAAAUUAGAGCAUCUUGACAUCAGUGGAACACCUAUCUUGGAGUUGCUUGAUUCAAUUGGCAACUUAAAAGAACUCGGCUACUUGGACCUUUCUGGCACUAAAAUUCAUUUUUUGCCUGAAGGAGUAUGUUCUUUAUAUAACUUGCAGACGCUGUAAUUUGUCACGUUGUCCUCACCUCACUUGUUUGCCAACAUACAUGGAGAAUCUUACCAAAUUGAAGCAUCUUGAU
Molecule: messenger RNA, 2343 nt
Organism: Theobroma cacao (cacao)
Lineage: Eukaryota; Viridiplantae; Streptophyta; Magnoliopsida; Malvales; Malvaceae
Source: RefSeq, a predicted model, not a curated record